Molecule: messenger RNA, 1835 nt
Organism: Diabrotica balteata
Lineage: Eukaryota; Metazoa; Arthropoda; Insecta; Coleoptera; Chrysomelidae
Source: the annotation of a GenBank genome assembly
CAAAAGUUUGGUUGUUUCAAGCAAAAGAUAUUUCGCUAAACCAGUUUAAUUCAAAUUCGCUUAAUCACUAAUGAAAUGCAACAGUCCAUUUGAAUAUCAGCCUGUGUCGGCGCUACAUACAGCAUUUACGAAAAAUGAGUAAACAGUUGUGGUAGUAAAAAGCAGUUUGUUUAAUUGUUGAAGUGUGUGUGCAAUUAUAUCAGGAGUGUAAUAAUAAAUACAGGUUCCUGAUGUUCACAUGUGAAAAUCAAUGAUGGGUUAAUAGAAGCAAAAAUCCAACAAUACUUCACUAACAAUCAAAAAUAUUUUUAUUUUAAUUAGUUUAAAUAAAUGAUCAAAAAUGUUCCUGAAAUUUAACAUAUUUGGUAAGGAUUAUGCACAAAUUGCUGCAAUUGCUAUUGGUUGCCUCAGCUCGGCUAUCAGUGGAAUGACAAUAGCCUGGUCAUCGCCCUACGUCGUAAAGAUAACUCACGAUAAGGAGAAUUAUAACAUCACAGAAGAAGAAGCCUCUUAUUUUACAAUGAUAAACGUUAUUGGGCUAGUUGUAUCUUUACCGUUUACCUCACUCCUGCCAGACAGAUUUGGCAGAAAGCCGGUUUUGAUGCUAACAGCUUUACCGUAUUCGAUCUGUUGGUUACUCAAAUUGUUUUUUACUAAUAUUUAUGUGCUGUAUCUUGCUAGAUUUUGUGCGGGACUUGGGGAUGGUUUAUUGUUUGCAUCGUUGCCUUUGUAUAUCGGGGAAAUAUCUACGCCAGAAGUUAGAGGCGUUUGGGGCAAUGGGUUGAUGAUUUUUGGAUUCUUAGGACAGUUCUUAAUAAAUGUUUUCGGUAUUUUUUUAACAGUACCACAAACUUCUAUUGUAAGUCUAUCAGUGCCUCUAAUAUUUGUAUCAGCGUUUUAUUUUAUGCCAGAAUCGCCGUAUUUUUUUGCUAUGAAAGACAGAGAUGAAGAAGCAAAAGCUGCAUUAAGGUUCUUUAGGUUAAGGGAUGACAUUGACGAUGAGUAUACAAUACUCAAAGAUGACGUUAAAAGACAAAUUUCUGAGUCUGGUACUUGGAAAGAUUUAAUUCUCAUUAAAAGUAAUAGAAAAGCAGUUCUGAUUGGCAUAUUUAUAAGAGUGUCACUUGUUUUGUCUGGUAUUAUGGUAUUUAUCACAUAUACACAGUUUAUUUUUACUAAAGCCGGUGGAAAUAUCGAUCCUUCAGUUGCUACUUUAAUAUAUACCGGUGUAGCUUUUGUUCUAUAUACAAUUGCCUCGGUGUUUUCUGAAAAGUUAGGAAGAAAAAAAGCAUUUGCCAUAUCUCUAGCCUUAACUUCUAUUAUACUUCUACUUGAAGGUACUUAUUUUUACAUAGAUGAACAUUGUCCAACCGUAGAUCUUUCUAAUUUCAAGUGGUUUCCGCUGGUGGGCAUGCUCAUCUUUCUAGUCUUCGUUGCCUUUGGUGUCGGAAUUCUUCCAGGACUCAUGCUGAGUGAGUUGUUCUCAGCUAGUAUUAAAGCAAAAGCUAUAUCUGUUGUGAUGAUGAUAUACGCCAUCAUGUAUAUUCUUACAAAUAAAUAUUUUUAUAACUUGACACGUUUGACUGGAUUAUGUGGACCGUUUUUUGUUUUUGGAUGUUGUGAUAUGAUCACAGCUCUUUUAUCGUGUUUUAUUGUGCCAGAGACAAAAGGAAAAACUUUGGAGGAAAUUCAACAGAGCUUGAAAAGGAAUUAAGUACAACAAGAGAUAUUAUUGACUGUAUUAAAUACUUAUUACUGUAUUAAUUGACAAAAUGUUGUUUUUUCAAUGUGAAAUGUAAAUGUACUUUUCUAAAUAAAUUUUAUUUUUGAAUAAA